AUGAGAGUCUUCUCACCCACGGAGGACCAUCAAGUGUUCUUCAAUUACCGGGGAGAGCAACUGCGAUACAACUUCAUUAGCCACCUCACUGAUGCCUUUGAGAGGCACGAGGUUAACUUCUUCGUAGACAAAAACGAGCAGAGAGGCAAAGAUCUCAAAAAUCUCUUUGUAAGAAUCGAAGAGUCGAGGAUCGCGCUGGCCAUCUUCUCUACCAGGUAUGCGGAAUCGAGUUGGUGCAUGGACGAGUUAGUGAAGAUGAAGAAGCUUGCGGAUCAAGGAAAGCUCCAAAUCAUUCCAAUCUUCUACAAAGUGACUGCAGGAGACGUGAGAAAACAGACAGGUGAAUUUGGUGACAACUUCUGGACUCUGGCGACAGCUUCUAGUGGAGAUCAGAUCAAGAAGUGGAAGGAAGCCUUGGAAUGUAUCUCCGACAAGAUGGGUUUGUCCUUAAAAGACAAGAGCUCUGAAGCCGAUUUUAUCAAGGAGAUUGUUAAGGAGGUGAAGAGAGUUAUAGCAUCAAUUGGAUUCGAAUAA
This is a messenger RNA of Microthlaspi erraticum, 534 nucleotides long. Lineage: Eukaryota; Viridiplantae; Streptophyta; Magnoliopsida; Brassicales; Brassicaceae. The record is from the annotation of a GenBank genome assembly.